This is a messenger RNA of Glarea lozoyensis ATCC 20868, 993 nucleotides long. RefSeq names its product C2H2 and C2HC zinc finger. The record is from RefSeq and is a predicted model, not a curated record. Gene Ontology annotation, biological process: DNA damage response; DNA replication. The coding region runs from base 1 to 993 and encodes 330 amino acids. Gene Ontology annotation, molecular function: double-stranded DNA binding. The transcript is spliced from 2 exons. NCBI's taxonomy places the organism in Eukaryota, Fungi, Ascomycota, Leotiomycetes, Helotiales, Helotiaceae. Gene Ontology annotation, cellular component: nucleus.
AUGCCGAGAGCGGAAGCAGGUUCAACUAAAGAUCUUAACAACCGGCUGAAGUCCAAGGGCCUACAACGCCUGAGAUGGCACUGUCAAGUAUGCGAGCGGCAAAUGCGCGACGAGAAUGGCUUCAAGAUGCACGUACAGUCUGAAUCGCAUGUCAGACGUAUGCUAUUAGUCGGCGAGGACCCACGCAAAUUCAUCAACGACUACAGCAAUCAAUUCCAGCGCGAUUUCCUACAACUUUUACGUACCAGUCACGGCGAGAAGAAGAUACACCUAAAUCAUUUCUACCAGGAAUACAUCAGUAAUAAGGAGCAUAUACACAUGAAUGCGACCAAAUGGCCGAGUCUGACGGAAUUUGCAAAAUUCCUUGGUCGCGAAGGUAUCUGUAGGGUCGAGGAGGAAGAGAGAGGAUUGUUCGUCAGCUGGAUCGACAAUUCCCCCGAAGCGCUUCGAAGACAAGAUGCGAUCAGGAAAAAGGAGAGACAGGAUAAAGGGGACGAGGAAAGAGAGCAGAUGUUGAUUCGGCAACAAGUUGCAAGAGCCAAGGCGGAAGCGGGGGAAAGAGAAGAUGAUCUCAGUGAUGGGGAGAGAGAAUUGAAGAGAGAGGGAGAUGAGAAGAUAAAAUUGAGCUUUGGUGCGAAGCCUGCUGCGACGAAGGCGGAACCUCUACCCGUGGAGACAGCAACAUCAGUUUCUGCUAUUCCGACAAAUGAUAUCGAGGAAUCACCAAGCGUGGAGAAGUCAUCAGAAGCAGUAGAAAAGCCAGCUACCGAGACGGCUGCACCAGCAAAGGUCACGAUGAAAAUGGGCUUCUCCAGCAAACCCAAGAACGUAUUUUCUGCCGCAAAGAAGAACGCUCUUGGGGGAAAGAAAGCUGCAGCCAUCGAGCAACCAAAGAAGAUGAGCGAGGCAGAACGAAUCAUGAAAGAAGAAAUGGCUAAAAAGCGAGGACCCUCAGGAUUCGGCGGGCCAGUCCAAAAGAAGCAACGAUUUUAA